UGGAAAUCUGCACCCCAGAAGAAGCCUUCACCCUGUGAUCGAUAUAAACACGCUUGCAUUAUUUGUGGAGGAUUUGUUUAUCUCUAUGGAGGGCGAAACACCACCAGCCUUAGAGAUUUUUGGCGAUACAACAUAGGUGUGGUGUUUCCGGUUGGAUUGUUGUUACUGGAACAAAAGAGAAUUGUGCUUUGGGUUCAUGUAUAUGGAACAGUUGGGUUUCAAUGUAGGUAACAGUACAGCAUUAAAGUAAAAGCAGUAACAAGACCAAUUUCUGUUACCUGUAAUUUUGCUAAAUAGAAAAAUGCACAUAGCUGAUUUUGGGGAAGUUCCUCAGUCUUCUGAACAAACAGAGAGGAAAGAUGACAGAAGGCUUCAUUUUCCCCCAUUGAGUCUGGCAGCACAGCCAAAGUCAGAGCCGAUCUUUUCACCUUUUUCGUACUGUUUAUGCUGUUUUAACCUCAACUUUGGUAUAUAGUGAAAAAUGAAUGGGAAGUACUGGAUUGCUCACGAGAUGGUCCAGAAGAACUCGAAGAACAUUCAAUGGUGGCGUAUAAGGACACACUGUAUAUUUUUGGUGGGAUGGUGGAUUCUGCUUUCACACAAGCAAAAACUCCUCUCUGGAUAUAUGACACUGAUUCCGCAAGAUGGACAGAGUGCCGUAACGUACCAGCAGAGACUGAGAGCUCAGCACCAGCUAACAGAAAAGGUCACAGUGCAGUUGUGUACCAUUCCAGCAUGUACAUCUACGGGGGAUACUUUGGUAUCAGGGGCAUUUCACAGGAGUUUUGGACUUUCCAUUUUGAUACAAGAACAUGGUUGUGUAUUUCCAGCCCAUCUCAGAACACUGGCCCAGGACCUCGGCACGGCCAUUCAGCAGUGGUUUAUCAGACAGGCAUGUACCUCUUUGGAGGACUCAUGGGGCUGAGUGAACAGAAGGACUUGUGGAAGUGGGACUUUGUCAGCAGCAGCUGGUCCAGCAUCAGAACAAGCCAAGGACCUCCUCCAGUGGUAGGUCAUGCUUCAGUAGUCUUCAAAGACUCUAUGCUGAUUUUUGGUGGAGGGAUUUCAAAUUCCAGUCCUACUGAUGACCUCUGGAAGUAUCAUUUCCAUACACAGACAUGGAAGAAGCUUACUGAUACUACAAAGGCAAACUUUUCUCCUAAAAUGCAUCACUGCCUCUUAGGAAUUGGUGUUGAUUUCCAAACUACCUCAGAUUUCACUAAUACAUUCCCCAGCCAUUGGAAGAGUAAGCAGAAGGGCCAUCACCCGCUGGUGACCAUCCCAAAGCACACUCGCUUUUGCACCUACUUCCGCCAACAGCCUGCAUACCGAACGUUCAGCAACGAGGAAAGCAACGCAAUUGAAAUGAAAACCUUUAGCUUGCCGCUGGAGCCAGGGGGCUUUUGUGUAUUUCAAACCACUUCAGAGGCAGAGCGAGACUCAAACAGAGCAACAGGCAUUUUGUCACAGGACAAGUCUCCCCGUCUGUUUGUCUCUUCAGAGAGAGAGACUUCGGCUGCUCAGAUGGAGGGAGAAAAGGAGGGAACCGACUGUCAGCACAUGACUGCAGCGGAUGAAGCUAGCAGUGACACCAACGUGCUGCUGCUCAUUGGGGGUAAACCUUUGUCCAGCUUCUCCGAGAUCUCAUUCUGGGAAAUGGAGUUUGUUAGCUUGUGAUGGCUUUGAUUGCAAGUGAAAGAAUAAAUAUCCACCAGUGUGCCAGUAGGUGGUAAACCAACUGCUUGCUGCCAUCUUCACUUUCCUGCCGGCACACUGGGGAAAAAUAUUAAACCUUCUCAUACUCGCUGUGAACAGAUUUUUAUGAUGCGAACAAAACCUGACAUAACUGUAUGUCACAACUUGCAUGUAAGUCGCGCUUUCUGAAAAGAGCUGUUAGAAUGCUGCUCUUUUUGUUACUUUCCCUCUUGGUCACUUACUGUCCCCUCAGAUUAGAGGGGCUGAUGCUGCCUUGAAAAUCAGGGAACCCCAACUGACUCCAUAACUGCCAUUCAGACUCAUUUUGCACUGGCAUAAGAAGGAAAUACGUACCCGUGAAACUAUUUAAUACUUGAGUUUGUGCAUGUUAUGGUCACGUUUGAGGGACAUGAUGAAUCAUAAUAGCAGUAUUUUCUGAGAUUUUUAAGAUACUGUUUUCUUGAAAGAGUGUUCUUGGCACAAUGUAUUUGCAAUAUGAGAUGGCCAUGACGAGGAAGAAACCCAACAGACAAAUGAGCAAGUGAAAUCUAGAAGACAUUCAGGGAAGUGCAUCUAAACCUGAGGAAGUGAAACUGCAGGUUCCUCCUGGAAGAUCAUGUGCAGCUUCAUACCAGAGGAAGUACGUUACACCUGGAAGAACAACAUCGUUGCCCAGUGAAUGCUCUGUGCAAUGACUGAACACAGGACUGAAAGGGUUUGACUUUCUGUUAAGGGGAAAAAAGAGGAAGGCUUGCCAGGAGUGGCACAAACCAUAAGAUGUUCUGGCUGGUAACUCACAUUUUAGCCACAAAGGGAUUUCUGCUUUUCCAACUCCAUCUCCCUCUGUUUUGUCAACAUAUGCAGUAUUUGUUAUAACAUUACCCCUCUGUACCAGUAAAUUCCAAGUUCAUGUAUGGUUUGUUUUUCUUUCUGGAAAAGUGCUUUUUUGUGAAAGAUAAUAUUGUCCAAUGUUCCAAGCAUUUAUUUCCAUGGGAGUUUCUAAGAUACCGGCCUUCUGGCUGAACUUCAGCUUUCUGUAAGAGAGAUGCUGAUGUCUGAAGUAACUGGAAAGUGUAAUUCAAUACUUCGGAAUAUCUGAAAAGAUCACUUUUCAAAAGUUUCAUAGGAAUAAUGAAUUUUAAGUGAGUAUUUACAGCUACUUUUGUCGUCUCUUCACAAGAAGCUGUCACAUGAAUUCAAUAGCAACAUCAUAGAUGAGUUCGCAAAAAGCUGCUUAAGUGUUAUUGGGGCCUUCUGUGACCUUUGUUUGGGAACAGAGAGGACUCUAUGCUGCCAUGUGAAUAAGGCCGGCUGCACUUUGUAUCAGCGGGUGCUCCUUUUCUGAGCUUUCAUGAAUUUAAAAUAUGUAUUUACAUUUUCAAGAUGAACAAAGCACUUACCUUUCUGAAUAAAGACCGUGCUCUUGCAAGCCCCAGUCAUAUCUUGGCACUUCAGCCAGCCUCGAGGGCUGCCCAAGUAUUGAAUUUCUCUUCAAAGAACAGGGAAUCACCCAGUUAAAGGAGAUGUGUUCAAAAGGACUUCAUACUGCACUUGGGCUGAGCAGGCAGAGAGCUCUGCAGUCCUAAAUCAGCAGCACGCUCUUCUUUUGCUGCCGACACGUCUGUUUUGGCAUUAUCUCGAAAGCACUGCUGUAACAUCCAAACUUCUACCUGGGAGUGAUGAGGGAAGGAAAUAUAACCGGAAAUGGCAACAAUAAACCAGUGAUUUUCCAAGUCUCACAAAGGCCUCCUGGCAGGUACAGGUAUCCUGGGGAAAUGCAAGAGCCCCAGGAAAAUGCCAUCCAUCCUCUGCCAUUCUUUUAUUCCUCCCCGCCAAACUCCCUUCCCUUUGGCAGCCCCACAAAGGGUUUAGCAUUUACUUGGAGCCAACGCAGGCAGGACACGAGCCAGCCCGAAGGCGAUGGGUUGGCACAGGGAGGAAAAGGCAGCUUGCAGAACUUGCCCAUCUCCCCCGUUUCCUCCCCUCCCCUCGCCUCCGUCGGCAUGCCAAGUCAGGUGGCUGCACCAGCGCCUUCGGCACAGCGCCUGCUUCUUCACCUAAGAAAUCCUAAGCCUCUCAAACCGUCCCGAUGCCGCUGUUCCCAGCCCCGGUAUGGGGCACAAGGGGUGCAGGAACUCAGGGAGGGGCUGUGGUGGGAGAGGCGGGGCUCAGGGCCAAUAAGCCCCAAUAAUAUUGUGGAGUACAGAAGGAAACUCUACUCCUGAAAGUGGGAAUCUGUGCUACAGCAGAUUUGCUGAAGCCACUGGAGGCUACUUCUCCCCUUGCCGGCCCACUCCUGGGUCUUUAAGAGGAGGUUUGAGAUGUAAAGCUGCUCAGCGGUGGGAGUGCUCCUCUGCCUGGCACCUCGGUCCCUUCUAGGCACGCGUGAUGUGUACUUCAGGAGCUCUCCCAGAAACCUGCCAGCAGUACCCAGCCCUCCGCACACAAUCCUUGCUUGUACCACUGUGUUGUUUCCUGGGCCACCUUCCCUUUCAAACCUCAACCAGUGCUGCCAACUACACUUAGCAGGGUUCCCAGUGCACCUCAAGCAGUUUCAUCCCAUGUUCCUGGCACAUUUAUAUCCAACACAGUCACCUUUUCACAGAGGAGGAGAGCGCCUCUGUGGUUGUGCUCACGAGAUACUUCUCCACAACCGUAACAGUUAAUGAGAAUUCACCCCAGGCCCAGUUGAGCGACCAAAAUCUGCUGCAAUGUGAAAGCUCUGUGGUGGCCUGCACGAAAUAACCAAUGGAAUCACUCCAGCUAAUGGCAACUGUUUUGAAACAAAACAAACCAACCCAAACCACUUAAAUUUUGGCUGGGCAGGGACUGAAGAGCCUGCCACGAAGCUACCUGGUUUUAAAGUAUCUCUGGAAAAAAGGAAGCUUGCGUGGAUUUGAUGUGCCAAAGUCCAUAGAAUAAAAGCAAAAGGAUGCAGCUUUAUUUUACAACCUCAUCUGAGACACAAGACGCACUAUCGUAUCCCAAAUGUUAUGUAAAGGAGAGCAAAUCGAUUAACCUAUCUCAACAAACUGUCUUUAAUUACCACUUUUCUGAAUAUAACAAUGCCUGAAUCACAGAGGAAUUUUCUUUUAACAUGUAGACAUUUGAAGAGGUGCAUUUAUUUAAAUAUUAAAAAAAAUACCUAACCCUAACAUGUUUCAUUGCUUUGAGGUAGAAAGGGAUCUGAAGAACAAUUCAGUGGCUCAGCGGGGCUGCGGUUUGACCUACGCAGCAAACAGUGCCACAAGGGAAAUUUAUUCUCUGUAAGCUUCAUUAUUAGGAUGGAACUAUUUCAGUUCCUUUUAAUACUUUCCCAAGUUUAUUAAUUGUUGAGAAAUGAAGAUGACCAUAUGCUUUGGUUGCCCUUUGCUGCCUUUUAAGCAUUUCAUCAAAGCCAGGUUUUGGAAAGAAAUAGUUUCCUUUAAAGAAACACCGCAUCUCAAAACAUAAAGCAAUCCUUUAUUAGAAAUAAAAGCAAGAUUGCUCAGGUAACGGCAUGCUCUUCUGUCUAUAUUUUGUGGAAUUAACACUUAGGAGUUCAAAACGUCCUUUCUGGGUGUGCUCGGAACAGUGAUUUUUAAAACCACUGAAGACCUGACAGUCUGGAUAAUCUCUACUCUUUUGGAAAGAAAUCAUUUAAUUCUUCAGCAUCUGUCUGCAAGUUUAGAUACCGGCCUAAGCAACGUUGUAAUUGACAACGAAUUAAGUUUCUAAUGCAGCCUGCAGCUUUGUCAUCCCAACUAAGUUUACAACUCUCAUCCCAGCCCAGGAACCCUGCUCUUGUAUCAGAAGCUGCUCACGCUGAGCAUGAGGGAGCGCUCCAAUGUGUCUGCCACACGCCUUUGUCUUUGAUUUCAAAGGUGCAGAGCUCGCCAGCCUCGCGAGCAUCUCUCACGCCCCACAUCCCAGCCAACCCGCCCGUUUUUUACUACCACACCAGCAUAAUACAGUGGUGCUUAAAGAUGACUCUGUGAGACUUUUGCACUGAUGUGGUGUAUUUAAGACAAAACUACAGUAUAAACAUUUCAAGAUUGGGUUGAGUGGACUACAAGUCACAGUUUCUUGUUCCCAUUUACAGUUUCUAUUUCAAUACAGAUCUCAGUGCAGUGCCUAACACAGUUCAUACAUCGCUACUGUGAAACAGAAGCAAGAGGGUGCCACUUCCUUUUAUAAAAAAACAACAAAUAAAUUAUACAUCAAGAGCUAUUGCCGAGCUUUACAUAUAAAAUGUAAAAAUACAGUAGUUAGUGUGGCUUUAACAAAAAAAAAAAAUCUAGCUAAAAAAAUAUUCUUAUAUACUUCAAAAAUAAGUUUGUCCAGUUACAGGUGGGGGUGCAUGUGUGUGUUUACGAAGCAGAGCACAGUAAAAAGGGGUGAAUUUUGUAGGAGAAUCUUGCGGCUCCCUGCCACGUAGAGGCUGAAACUGCAGCAGGCGCACAGAGCCACUCGCUGCACCACGUGACAGAUCCUGGCUUUCAAGAGACUGUGCCAACCACUUGGAUCUCCCUCCUCAAUACUGAGACAAGACAGUGCAGCACGUAACGAAACCCAGUCUCUACCAGAAUUUCAGCACACCUGGCAGGGCCCUGUGCUUACAGCCAUGGUGCCGACACUCGAGCAAACCCACCCGGAUGACAUCUGCAUCCCCAAAAGGCCACUAGCAUGGAUUAUUCUCAAUUUUUGGUAUAAAAGUUGCGAUUGUCCAGCUGCAUUCGAGAGCUGUGAUGUCACUGUGUCCAACAGCCAUGUAGCUACACUACCACUUUCUGGACAAACGAACACUCUAUGUGCCCAGCGCUGUAAGUGCCGUCUGGCUGUGGAGGAGACCUGCUAACAUAUAACCUGCAGAAGAUUUGGGGUGUUCCAGAAUAUGUUCACAAUGUCAAAAAAAUAUCCCGUGCUGUCUAUGAAGGCCAUGCCGAUCCCAACAGUGCACUUCUGCUUCAAGACACGGAGCGAGCGAGGUGCAGACAAAGGGAUAAUGAGCAAGGGCUGGAAACGGUUUGUGGAAAGAGACCCCGAUGUAGCCGCGCUGCUCACCUGAGCACCUCUUCUCUGGUCCUGAUGAUUUUCUUGCCAAACUCAAAUGCUCAAAAAAUUGUCCAAAAUACAGCUCUUACACCGCUGUCUUUAACAAAGUAGAUGUGAAAUUUAAAAACAUAUUCAAACUAAUUCAUUAGCCAUGACCGAUUACCAGGUGAGCAGUUAUUUUAAGUCAUAUGACUUAAUAUUAAACCCCGUUGCCACUGAAGUAAAGAAUAGAUUCCUGUAACUCAGGCGUAAGAGGGCCUCAGCUCCCACAUUUUAGCACCUGUUUCAAAAGCCCAUCAGACCACUGCCACGUCCUCAGCCCAUGCAGACACUCUGGACUCUCCCUGAUGGACUCAAUGGGAAGGACUUGAAAUGCCCUCCUAAGACUCAGCAU
Messenger RNA from Cuculus canorus (common cuckoo), 7123 nucleotides. RefSeq names its product ras guanine nucleotide exchange factor F-like. Gene Ontology annotation, molecular function: protein binding; chromatin binding. Gene Ontology annotation, cellular component: cytoplasm; Golgi apparatus. The transcript is spliced from 7 exons. Lineage: Eukaryota; Metazoa; Chordata; Aves; Cuculiformes; Cuculidae. The coding region runs from base 541 to 1677 and encodes 378 amino acids. The record is from RefSeq and is a predicted model, not a curated record.